AUGGAGGCGGAGAAGGAUGAAUCCGAGGAUGAAGACAUGGAGGAUGAUGGGGCCGAUGACCGUCCCAUCUACAAUCCCUUGAACCUGCCUUUAGGCUGGGAUGGAAAGCCUAUUCCGUUUUGGCUUUACAAGCUCCACGGCAUGGGCAUCGAGUACAAGUGCGAAAUUUGUGGUAACUAUUCCUAUUGGGGUCGUCGGGCCUUCGAGAGGCACUUCCAGGAGUGGAGACACGCCUUCGGCAUGCGAUGUCUCAAGAUUCCCAACACGGCACACUUCAAGGAAAUCACCAAGAUUGAGGAAGCCAUCACGCUCUACGAAAAGCUGAAGCGUGAUGCAGAGGAACAGACCUUCCGGCCUGAGCAGGCCACUUGCGGUCACUUGCGAAGUGGAAGCACGGACGGUGGCUGA
Durusdinium trenchii is the source of this 408-nucleotide messenger RNA. Lineage: Eukaryota; Dinophyceae; Suessiales; Symbiodiniaceae. The record is from the annotation of a GenBank genome assembly.